GUUUCAUUUGCGAUCUGAAAGAAGAAGAUGAUGAUGGGAGAUCAUUAUAUGACUCAGUUAGGAUCCCUGAUGGCUGGUUUUAUGUUCGUAUGGGCCAUCUUCAAGCAAUGGUUUCCCCAAGAACUCAGUGACCAAAUCGAAAAAUACUUCCAUAAACUUGUUAGUUACAUCUACCCUUAUCUUCAUAUCACUUUCCAUGAGUAUCAAGGAGAUGGGUUCCAGCGAAACAACGCGUAUGUCACCAUCGAACGCUAUCUCAGCACCUACUCCUCCAAUCGAGCCAAACGUCUUAAAGCAAGUGUUAUCAAAGACUGUCAAUCUAUCGUCCUCAGUAUGGACGAUUAUGARSARGUWACWGAYGAGUUCAAAGGCMUCAARAUCUGGUGGACUUCCAGCAAAACYRUCMMMCAACARCGRYCYYUCUUUUCGUACCRURAYGAUGAUGAAARRCGGUUYUACAAGCUCACUUGCCAUCGCAAAAACAGAGACAUCGUCACCAAAGUUUACUUGAAACAUGUGAUCGAUGAAGGUGAAGCCAUUGCCAUAAAAACCAGGCAACGGAAGCUGUACACCAACAACAAGAGCGAAAGUGRUGGGUGGAKGAGMAAGAMRACGAUGUGGAGUCACAUCAUAUUCGAGCACCCUUCUACCUUUGAUACACUUGCAAUGGACCCAAAGAAGAAGAAGGAUAUCUUGAAUGAUCUUAAGACGUUUAGCAGGUCGAAAGAYUACUACAAGAAGGUGGGGAAGUCGUGGAAGCGAGGUUAUCUUCUUUAUGGUCCUCCAGGAACUGGGAAGUCUAGUAUGAUUGCUGCCAUGGCUAACCUUAUGGAGUAUGAUAUUUAUGAUCUUGAACUAACCUCUGUCAAAGAUAACACGGAUUUAAGGAAGCUACUCAUCGAUACAUCAAGUAAGUCCAUAAUUGUGAUAGAGGAUAUCGACUGUUCACUUGAUCUCACAGGUCAAAGAAAGAAGAAAGAGAAGGACAAGAAAGGGGAGGAGAAGGAUCCUGUUGCCAAGAAGGCGAAGGAGGAAAAGGAUAAGGAUAAUAAGGGAAGUGAAGUGACUUUAUCUGGGCUUCUGAACUUCAUUGAUGGGCUAUGGUCUGUUUGUGGUAGCGAGAGGCUGAUCGUGUUCACGACCAACUACGUAGAAAAGCUUGAUCCUGCUCUCAUCAGAAGAGGAAGAAUGGAUAAGCAUAUCGAGCUGUCUUACUGUUGUUUUGAAGCUUUCAAAGUGCUUGCCAAGAACUAUCUGGAUCUUGAAUCACAUGAACUGUUUGCAACCAUCGGUCGGUUGUUGGGGGAGACCAACAUGACUCCAGCCGAUGUUGCUGAGAAUUUGAUGCCAAAGUCAGAUGAAGAGAAUGCUGAGAGUUGCUUAAACAACCUGAUCAAAUCUCUAGAACUUGCAAAAGAAGAAGCAAGACUGAAAGCUGUGGAGGAUGCCAAGAUCAAAGCUGAGGAGGAAGCAGGCAAAAAGAAUGACGAAAAUGGUGAAAAUGUACAAGACAGUGAUGCCAAAUUAGGUGAUGGACAAGGAAAGUGUUAAAGUUAAGUUAGACAUGAUAGUUAAAGUUAGUUAUUAUCGUGACAGUUAAGUUGGUUACAAAAGAAACAGUUGGGACGUUUCAUGAAGGGGUGUGUUGGUUAAGAUAGAUUGUGUCGUUUGGAUCAAAGGUUGCAGUCCUUUGAUCAUCUAUUUAUUCUGUACAUGUAUUGUUUCAUAAUUGAUGUUGUUCAAUAAAAAUAAAUAUUAUGUUUUGUGUAUC
Messenger RNA from Cynara cardunculus var. scolymus (artichoke), 1771 nucleotides. Its product is annotated as AAA-ATPase ASD, mitochondrial-like. Gene Ontology annotation, molecular function: ATP binding; ATP hydrolysis activity. The record is from RefSeq and is a predicted model, not a curated record. NCBI's taxonomy places the organism in Eukaryota, Viridiplantae, Streptophyta, Magnoliopsida, Asterales, Asteraceae. Bases 28 to 1551 code for a protein of 507 amino acids. The transcript is spliced from 2 exons.